Adineta steineri is the source of this 1179-nucleotide messenger RNA. Lineage: Eukaryota; Metazoa; Rotifera; Eurotatoria; Adinetida; Adinetidae. The record is from the annotation of a GenBank genome assembly.
AUGUUAGAAAUUCGUCGAGAAGAAAAUUCCGAUAAAAAUGAAGUAUUUCGAAUACAUCAAGAUGGUUUUCAACGUAAUGAUGAAGCUGAACUUGUUGAUAAACUUCGAAAAAAUAAUCAAUUCAAUUCAAAUCUUUCAUUUGUUGCUUUAGUUGAUAAGAAAAUUGUCGGUCAUAUUUUAUUUACACCUAUUCAAAUUAAUUAUCCACUAACUUCACAAUCAAUUUCUAGUCUUGCACUUGCACCGAUUGCAAUUUUAACUGAAUAUCAGAAACGAGGAAUUGGUAGUAAAUUAAUCGAGUAUGCGUUAAAUGAACUUAAACUUCAAGGUUUCACAUCAAUUAUUGUUCUUGGUCAUGAACAUUUCUAUCCGAAAUUUGGUUUUGUACCUGCAAAAAAGUAUAAUAUUCGAGCUCCAUUUCCUUUAGAGAAUGAUAAUUGCUUUAUGGCACUUGAAUUAAUACCGCAAACAUUUCCUUUGAAUAAUUUUCAAUUAAUAAUUAUGCCUAUUACAAAACGUACAACAAAGACUGUAUCCUAUGCUGAACGAGAUGAUGAUGAUGACGAUUUUGUCUCUACUGGUGAUAAUACGAAAAAAAAUCGUAAUGUGAAAUCGAAUGAUUCUGUUAAGUCAACUACUGAACAAUCAUCAAAAAAACAUGAUAAAAAAUUGUGUACAUUAGAAAAGAAAGAGCCUGUAUUGAUCCCUUCAUCAACAAAAGAGAAUCCAAUCGUUAUUGAUGAUAAGGAGAGUACAAAUAGUCAAUCGACAGUAUCUAGUAAUGAUAGUAAAUCAUCAUCACAAAAUCUAACUGAUCUUGAUGAUCAAGAAGAAACUUCGUCACCAAAAAACAAACGAAUGAAACAUGAAGAAGAUGAUACGAAUGAAAAUCAAUCGAACGGCGAAAAUGAAGAAGAAGUUGCACCUUCAAAACAAAUAGAAGCAAUAAAUAAAAAGAAUGAAAUACCAGUUAUAUCAUCGAUUGAUCUUAAUAAAUCAUUAACUUCUUCAAAUCAAACAUCAGAUUUACCAAAGAAAAGAUCAUCUGGUCCAUUAGGUUUUCCAACUAGUAAGAUAAAUAUUCCAUCACCAAAUGUUCCUCGUGUUGGUUUAUCACGUAAAUCUUCUACUAUAAAACCACUUCAUCCUAAUUUCACCUCUCAUGUUGUUCAUGAAUAA